Schistocerca nitens (vagrant locust) is the source of this 657-nucleotide messenger RNA. RefSeq lists its product as uncharacterized. NCBI's taxonomy places the organism in Eukaryota, Metazoa, Arthropoda, Insecta, Orthoptera, Acrididae. Bases 1 to 657 code for a protein of 218 amino acids. The transcript is spliced from 3 exons. The record is from RefSeq and is a predicted model, not a curated record.
AUGUUCAGAAAAGCCUGUUCAGUUGUCGACAGCAUCUUUGCGCUGCCCUGGCUGACCAAGAAGACAAGGGAAUGUGGCGUAGACCUGCAUGUGCUCUUCAUAUAUAUUAAGAAGGCACGUGACAGCAUCUACCGGGAGUACCUGAUGAAUUGCCUAACCGAGUUUGGAAUACCAAAGAAACUCAUCAGCCCAGUUCGAGUUUUUUCAAUGAUUCAAAAGGCAAGUAAAUCUCGGGAAUCAAGUCAUGGAGAGCUUUUACGUCAACAUAGGGCUCAGACUAGGAGGCAGUGUGCCACCGAUAUCUUCGGCCCGGCUCUCGAAAAGAUAAUGAUGCUAGCUUUCAACAGGAAGCCCGAGGCGUUCCAGGUGGAGGAUGACAAAAUCACUCAUCUCGCAUCUGCCGACGAUGCGAUCCUGUUGUCCAGACCUAAGAAAGAAAUGAUGACGAUGAGCGACAGCGUGGAGGCGGCAGCGAACAAAAUCGAUCUUCUUGUUACAGAAUCGAAGACCGAGUAUCUGAUUAUCGUUUUCAGGACACCUGUCCCACAGUCAAAUAUGCCUCUACAAACAUUCUUUGCAAAGGAUCGAACCAAUCUUGUGACACAGACAGGAUGGAGAUCUUGUGCAGGUGGGCGGCCAAACAGUCACAUCAAGUAG